Ixodes scapularis (black-legged tick) is the source of this 2671-nucleotide messenger RNA. Its product is annotated as cytochrome P450 3A5-like. Bases 106 to 1617 code for a protein of 503 amino acids. The record is from RefSeq and is a predicted model, not a curated record. Lineage: Eukaryota; Metazoa; Arthropoda; Arachnida; Ixodida; Ixodidae. The transcript has 5 exons. Gene Ontology annotation, molecular function: steroid hydroxylase activity; heme binding; oxidoreductase activity, acting on paired donors, with incorporation or reduction of molecular oxygen.
GACGAAUCCAGUUGGUGAACUCGAGCGAUCAGCCCGAAGCGCUCACAAGCCCGAAGUGGUGCAUCGGACUACCUUGAAGCUGGAAGGCUCCAGAAGACAGGCGCCAUGUCCCUCUUGGCCGUGUCGACUUUUCUGGUGGCCGUCGCCUUCCUGCUGUCCUUGCUGUGGGUUCUCAAAAGACGCCACGAGCAUAGCCUCUUCCGUAGACACGGGAUACCAGGACCGCAACCGGACCUCAUUUUCGGAAACUGGGACCAGCUCAGGGUGAAUCGACUUCAGGUGAUGGAGCGCUGGAUCCAGGAGUACGGCAAAGUGUUUGGUCUGUACAUGGCCGAGAUCCCGUACCUGGUGAUAAGCGACGUGGAUCUCAUCAAGCAGUGCCUGGUCAAAGAGUCCCGGUUCUUUCGGGACAGGUCCCGCCUUGUCCUGAACGUAGAGCCCUUCUCCAGCAGCCUGCUCUGCCUUACAGGGGACGACUGGAAACGGGUAAGAAGCGUCCUGAACCCGAGUUUCAGCGCCUCCAAGAUGAAGCUCCUGAUGCCCAUCAUGAGCGCGUGUGCCGAUGUCACUGUGCAAGUCAUCGACGCCUCGGCCCAGACCGGGGAAGCGGUGGACGUGACGAAGCUCUCUAAGGGCCUCUCCAUGGACGUCAUCACCAAGUGUGCGCUGGCUUGGCAGGUGGACUGCCAGAAAAAUCCAAACGACCCCCUCCUUCGAUUAAUACAAAACAUAUUUGAAGAUGUCGAGGACAACGUAAUCAAGAAUGCUCUGCGUUUUCCUCUGCUUCGACCAAUGUUAGAGUGGCUUUUCUCGUUAUCGCAAUACUCGAAAACAAUUAAAAAGCUCACAGACAACGUCAGACAAAUUAUCUACCUCCGAAGGACAGGGAAGAGUCCCAAGGGGCAGGACAUGCUGCAGCUGCUUCUGGAUGCGCAACAAGGGAACCAAUCUCCAGAGUCUGCAAAGGGCACUUUCAGACCACUCAUCACAGAAAAGCAUCUCCUGGCCAACAGCUUCGUCUUUCUAGCAGGCGGUUUCGAGACCACAGCCACUUCCUUAGCUUUUCUCCUGUACGAACUCGCCAAGAACCAAGAAGAGCAAGAAAAGGUCUACAAGGAGCUUAAACGCAUUCAGCGGUUAAAAGAGGAGCUCGCCUACGAGGACAUUCAGGAGCUGAAGCGCCUGGAUAUGGUCAUCAGCGAGUGCCUACGCAUGUACCCCCCGCUCGUUCUUUUCACCACGAGGGUUUGCACCCAGGACAUAACAUUAAUGGGAGAGUUCUUUCCUGCUGGAGUUAACGUGCUUGUUCCCACCUGGAACAUUCAUCAUGACCCAGAACUGUGGCCCGAACCUUCCCAGUUCAACCCGGAGAGGUUCGGUGAGGGCGAAGCCAAGCACCUUCAUCACCCGGCGGCGUACUUACCCUUCGGGAUGGGACCCAGGGAAUGCAUCGGAAGAAGAUUUGCGCUGCUGGAGCUCAAGAUUGCCGUCUGCAAGAUUCUUGCAAAGUACCGGAUCGUCCCAUGCAUCGAGACGGAAGAUCCUGUGAAGCUUGUUGUGCCAUCUGUUGUACUGAAUCCCGCUCAGGGUAUCAAACUCAGGUUUAAGUACAGAUAAAAAAGUAGUAAGUUUGCACUCCGUUUCGCCAUAAUUCAAAGCGCAGCCGCAGCCAAAGACAAGAAGACAGACCAACGGAGACGCACAGACUAAAAGCGCAAGGAUACGGUUUAUUUACUAAUCUGUAUUGUUUUAACCAAGAAUAAUGCAUGCCCAGAAAGAAGACAAACGAUUUUACGAUUGACUUUUGGAGCUGCUUGGCUGGUUUUAUGAGCUUGUGCCGCCAGCUGUGCUCCGACUUAUGGUGAAACAAGGUAUCAAAGCGUUUUAGCAUGGGGCCUGGAACGCGUCUCCGACUGGUGUGUUUAGCGCGUCCAAAAAACUGGUCCCUCAAUUUCCGCCAGAUGACGACAUUGAAGUGUCAUGCUGUCACCGGUCGCUAUCCUGGCGGCGGUGUCCCAGCAGCAGAAGUGAAUGUGGCCGACGCCUGUUCUGCUGCAGGUCGCUCUCUACCGGGUGUCUCAAGGAGACGCCAGGCUCUUUAAAUCGACCGCAAAAUUCGGUUUCUUAACCUAUCGCGCUACGACUUUGUGCAGCGUUGUACACAGAUGGUGCUUUUUUUUUUAAUUUGCGAAGAGUGAAAUUAUCUUAGAAAAAAGUUAAAAAAAGAAAGAAAAAGGCUUAACUUCUAUGGAAAUGCAGCGGAGCCACCGGUAUUCAAACAAUAGAGGGCCCUAUUGUUUGAAAACUGGUGGCUUCGCUGCGUUUCCAUAUGAGCUAAGCCUUUCUCUUUCUUUAAUUUUUCCUCAGGUAAGUUCGCUCUUUGCGAAUUUUACACGAAAAAAAAUGCACCAUCUGUGGGCAGUGCUGCACAAAAUCGUAGCGCUGUAGGCAGGCACGUAGCCAGGAUUUUGUGUCGGGGGGGGGGGGGGGGGGGGGGGGAGAGGAGAGGAGAGGGGGGGGGGGCGCCCAUAACAAAGUGCUGCGUGAGGCCUGUAAAAGGUAAUCAAGAGAAAUAUUUAGGUUUAAUGAGAAUCAGCGUCAAAGGAACUUGAAUAGAGUAGAAAGUACUCAAUCCCAAAAUGAUUAAAUGAAUUAAUAACUGCUGUGAAAA